GACGAAUAUCUAAACAAGUACAUACACUUGGAAGGGCGUGGCAAUGCAUCCGCUUUUCCAUGUGACUGCAACAGCGGGAGGGCGAGGGAAUAUUGCUGCGAGUCCUGCGGUGGUCGCCAAAUGACCUGUAAAGAAUGCUGUGUUACUGCUCACCAGUGCUUGCCUCUACACUUUAUUCAAAAAUGGAAUGGGAGGUUCUUCGAACAUGUUUCGCUCAAGUCUCUCGGUCUGAGGGUGAACAUGGGACACAAGGAUGGUUCAAAAUGCGUCUUACGACAGGCUGGCCACGCAAAGUUUGUUGUCAUUAAUACGAACAGAAUACACCGUGUAUCCAUAAGUUUCUGCGGCUGCGACAAGAAAGUCCCUCAUCGUCAACAACUUCUGCGAUAUGGCUGGUACCCUUCCACUGUCGAUACGCCCGAGACCGCCUGCACAGAGGAGGCUCUUGGGCAGUACUCUGCCCUUAUGUCUCGAACCAAAGUAUUGCCGCAUGGCUAUUAUCAGGCGCUUGAGAGCCUUACAGACUCCCUCGGCCUCGAUGUUCCACCGAGCCAUUAUAAAGUGUUUCUUCGCAUUCUGCGUCAGCACAGAUACAUACGCCUAAUGAAGGAGGCUGGUCGCGGGAAUGUCGCCAACGGGAUAGAAACAACCAGGCCGGGAGAGCUUGCCGUAGCAUGUCCCGCAUGUCCACAUCCAAACGUCAAUCUACCCGAUGGCUGGGAGAAUGCUGACCUGUUGCGAAAGUUUCUUUAUUGCCUGUUUCUCACCAUGGACACCAAUUUUCGGCUGAAGAACCGCGAUCGCGGCGGAUCACUGUCAGAUGUUGAGUUAUUUGAUGGGCUGGCAUAUUUUGUGAAGACAGAGCCGUACAUGGAAUACAUAUACUCCCAGAGGUCCACAUGCAGUAGCUUCCGGGCUAUCUCAGGUGUCAAUAACAAGCUGUCGAAAGGUCUGCAAGCUACAGGUGUUGGUAUGAUCAUGUGUGCACGUCAUGAGUUCACAUUAGCCUUGGGCGUUGGUGAUCUACAGGCUGGCGAGCGCAAUUGCAACAUGGACUAUUUAUUUUUCUCGAUUUUCGCGCCGCUAAUACUCCUUCUCGUUGUGAUAUCUUACGACAUCGCGUGUCAGUGGAAGACCAACUUAUUCAAGAGAAUGAAUACCCUUCCUCCCGAGAUGCAAAUGUCUUUGGUGAUGAUGGCUCAGAUCCUUGUCUUUGGCGUGCCGAAGUUUCACGCCCCGGGCCAUAAUCAGAAGUGCGCGACUGAACAUUCUCUGAACCUCAUAACUGGCGCCGGUCGCACUGAUGGCGAAGGGAUUGAGCGUGGUUGGGUGGAAUUCAAUCUCGCUAGCAACAGCACCAAGGAAAUGACACUCGGGUUUCAGCACGACACUCUCAACAUUGUAUUCAGUUCACAUAACCUACACAAAUACUACGGUCUGGGGAAAACCCUUCAAGGGCGAUUAAUUCUGGCAAUGGAAGCGCAGUUGUUUCAUCAAGAUGGGCUACUUGUUUUCAACGAGUCCAUUGACGAGUCUGACAAAGCGGACUGGACGGCGAUGAAGGUUGCUUGGGAAAACAACAAGACCAAAGAGAACCCAUUCCUAUUCACGCAAAACAGUAAGUGUUGUUUCCAGCCAAACAAUAAUGACGAGUCUCUCUGGCUGCCCUCCGCGCUCAACCCAGACGAGCGCAGCAUAUGUACUCAUGGCAUUGAAAAAACCGAGGGCAAGCUUCGACAGGUGCAAUGCCACUCGUCACUCAAUAGGAUUCGGGGUCUUCUGCAAACCAAAUACCACUUUUCGACUCACCAAAAACUACACUCCCGAGGACAGCGCGCAAUGACGCGAGCGUACAGACUCAUUGGCGAAUACACUCGUAAAAUUGAAGCAGAAUGUACCAAGUAUGAUAAAUCCUAUAAAGCACUCGAAUCGCUUGAAGGGACAGACCUAUUGUGCUUUGGGUUACAGCCACUUCACUCCGGGGAUAUCCGAACGCUCCGCGAGCCAGCGAUGGAGCCCAACAUGCCGUCGCGCCGGGCGCGGGAAAUGCAAAAAGGGCUCGGGGAAGGGCACUGA
Coniophora puteana RWD-64-598 SS2 is the source of this 2076-nucleotide messenger RNA. RefSeq lists its product as uncharacterized. NCBI's taxonomy places the organism in Eukaryota, Fungi, Basidiomycota, Agaricomycetes, Boletales, Coniophoraceae. The annotation marks the transcript as partial. The transcript is spliced from 6 exons. The record is from RefSeq and is a predicted model, not a curated record.